This is a messenger RNA of Biomphalaria glabrata, 4348 nucleotides long. Its product is annotated as zinc finger protein 62 homolog. The record is from RefSeq and is a predicted model, not a curated record. Gene Ontology annotation, cellular component: nucleus. Gene Ontology annotation, biological process: regulation of transcription by RNA polymerase II. Lineage: Eukaryota; Metazoa; Mollusca; Gastropoda; Planorbidae. The transcript is spliced from 5 exons. The coding region runs from base 147 to 4274 and encodes 1375 amino acids. Gene Ontology annotation, molecular function: DNA-binding transcription factor activity, RNA polymerase II-specific; RNA polymerase II transcription regulatory region sequence-specific DNA binding.
GGAAAGCAUCAGCGGAAGCCAGUAAUGUCAACCCAGAUGUACAUUGCUUGAAAUUGAAUGUGUGCUGUUUUGCGGUUUAAGAAAUCUUUUUGGUUGACCAACUCUUGAUGAGCUUAAGCAGGACAUUGUGAGGUCCAAUCUACAUAAUGGAUCAAGAACAUUCAACGCUUGGAUUGAAAGAUGUCUGUUAUGCCCAGCAAGAACCUUUAUCUCCAAAUCUAAAUGAUGCUGAAAAAGUAGACAACGGAUUUCUUUCCCAAGAUCUAAAUGUAGUAGAAGUCAUUGAAAUAGGAUUCUUACCACAAGUCCUGAAUUCUGUAAACUUGGAUGAUGAUAUUGGGGACUCGUCUCAAGAGCUGAAUGCCAUAGAAUCUGAGAAUGGAGGCAUCCCACUUGAGCCAAGUCUUGGUGAACUAUUCAUAAAAGACAGAGAUACAAGUCUUCAGCAAGAUGAUUCUCAAAUCUCUGUUAGAUGGCCAAUCACUGACAAACAGCCCAAAGAUUGGAAAACACAAGAGCAUGUUAAGAAAUCUGUUCAACCUUUGAUGAAAAAGAAAGUGAACAAUUCCAGAUCUUCUGCGGCAUUGUUGACUUGUAAGAUUUGCCACAAAAAAUUUUCUACUAAAUCAAGUUUGAACCGCCACAGAGUUGUCCAUACAGGAGAAAAGCCUUAUGAGUGUCAGAUAUGUCAGUCAAAGUUUUCCUAUGUAGUCGACUUGCGAGGGCACAUGAUGAGCCAUACAGGUGACCACCCUUUCAGAUGUACUGUUUGCGGUAAAGGAUGUCGUAAUUCUACAGAUUUUCAAAAGCACAGCUUGAAGCACACAAAAGUAAAAGCUUUUCAAUGUGACGUGUGCCAUAAAAGGUACAAAACAAAUACCAGUUUAAAAUUGCACCAAAUAGUACACAGUGAACAGGCCAAGAGAUUCCAGUGUCUGCUUUGCAAUAGACUAUUUCUUCAUCCCACUAUUUUAAGAGUGCACGUCUCUAGACAUGUCGAGGACAGACCAAACGAGUGCUUGGUCUGCAAGAAAGUUUUUAGAAAACUUUCUAGUCUCAAGGACCAUCAAAAACUUCACGAAGAAAAGCGGUUCAAGUGUCCUGUUUGCUCAAAAGCAUUUCACAAUCAGUCGCAGUUGAAAAGACACAGCUCAACCCACUCUGGACAACUCUUCGAAUGUCUCAUUUGCCAUUGGUCGUAUAAGAACAGCUUUAAUUUUGAAAAACAUCAAGAAUUGCACAAGAACGUUGGGGAACAAUACAAGUGCAAUCUUUGUGAACUGCCGUUUGUCUGCUCUGAGCAUUUGAAAAUCCACAUCAACACUCAUAAUGGGAAUCGUUCCAAAUGUGAACUCUGCGACAAAGAGUUAGCUAACAUCUAUAAAUUACGUAGGCACAAGAAGCAUGUUCAUUCGAAAGCACGUUUUGGACAGCCCAAUUUAAAUCCUACACAAGAAUCUGACAAAAGACACACACUAGAAAUUAUAGCUUCGGAACUAGCAGACAAUGGACAAGUAUCUUCACAACCUUCAACAGACCUUAAUGUAAUAGCAUACCAAGGCGGAGCUUCUUUAAAUACAGACGGCAAACAACAAGGCACUGUUGAAAUCAACUGUCCAAAUGAUAACCAACAUGGAAGCAUUGUUAUGAAUGGUAUGAAAGAUCUAGGCACUGCUGAUAUCAGAGGCCUAGACAGCAAGGCAUUCCCUAGAGCUCAAAUGCGUGACAUUGGAAAAGAAAACGAAUGGAGGUGUCAAAUCUGCAACAAUACGUUUGUAAGUGAAACAAAUUUACAAAAUCACCAAAGUCUUCAUAUCUCAAACUGGAAAUGUGACAUUUGUGGGAGGGUAUUGCUGACUGAUUCAUCAUUACAAAAACACAAAUUGAUUCAUACUGCCGAGAAACCCUUUGAGUGCCCGAUUUGCCAGAAAAAAUUUUCUCAAAGUGCGCAAUUAAAAUACCACAGCCGUGUACACGCUGAAGAAAAACGGUUUAAAUGUUUAACAUGCCACAAAAGCUUUAAACACAACUCAACUUUGCAAGAGCACACUAGGAUUCAUACAGGAGAGAAACCUUUCAAGUGUUCACUUUGUGCAAAUACAUUUUCUACACGGAAAAAGUUACAAAUGCAUGGCUUGAAACAUCAAAAUCCUUUUAAAUGCUUGACUUGCAAUAAAACAUUUUCUUGUAGCUUAGCCCUAAACCGGCACAAGACGGUUCAUACUGGAGAGAAACCCUUUGAGUGCCCAAUUUGCCAGAAAACAUUUUCUCAAAGUGCACAAUUAAAAUACCACAGCCGUGUCCAUGCUGAACAAAAACGGUUUAAAUGUUUAACAUGCCACAAAAGCUUUAAACACAACUCAACUUUGCAAGAGCACAUUAGGAUUCAUACAGGAGAGAAACCUUUCAAGUGUUCAGUUUGUGCAAAUACAUUUUCCACACGGAAAAAGUUACAACAUCACGGCUUGAAACAUCAAAAUCCUUUUAAAUGCUUGACUUGCAAUAAAACAUUUUUUUGUAGCUUAGCCCUAAACCGGCACAAGACGAUUCAUACUGGGGAGAAGCCCUUUGAGUGCCCGAUUUGCAAGAAGACAUUUACUUAUCGUGCAAAUUUAAAAACUCAUAGCCGUGUCCAUGGUUAUGAUGCAGGAAAGUGUUUUAAAUGUGCAGUAUGUCAUAAAGGCUUUAACUUCAAUGCAACUUUGCAAGAGCACACUAGGAUUCAUACAGGAGAGAAACCGUUUGAGUGUUCAAUUUGUAAGACGAGCUUUUCUACACGGAGAAAGUUAAAAAAGCACAAAAUGCGCCAUCUUGGGGUCCGACCAUACGAAUGUCCCAUUUGCAAGAAAGCAUACUUUGAAAGUAAGUCACUGAAACUCCAUAGCUUUACACAUGCUGAUGAAAAACCUUUUAAAUGCUCAAUAUGUCCUAAACAAUUUGCAUUGGAAAGAAGCUUUAACAAACACAUUAGGAUUCAUACUAAAGAGAAACCAGCUGAGGGAGACAAAUCCUUUGAAUGUUCCAUAUGCAUGAAAACCUUUCAUUGCAGUCGCAGUCUGAAAAUUCACAGCCAUUUACAUUUUGAUGAUAAACCUUUUAAAUGUUCAAUUUGUCACAAAGGAUUCACCCUAAAGAGAACUUUACAGGAGCACAGUAUGAUUCACACCGGAAAGAAACCCUUUGAAUGUCAUGUGUGCAAGAAAGCCUUUUCUAACAAGUAUAGAUUAAACACGCACAGCUCCAUACAUUUUAAAGAAGUCGCAAAAACAACUGAUAAAGAAAACAUGUCUACCCAGCUGUCAGGAGAAGCUUGUGAUGGCCUGAUUCAAACAAAUCUUUCAAAACAUACAAAUGACAACACACAUGAUGGUCAACUGUCAUGCACUACAGACAAAUUACAGACAGAAGUUUUAGGAGAAGCUACUUUUGUAAAGAGCAGUACUGCUGUUACUCGGAAUGGAAAAUCAUUGCAGUGUGUCAUGUGCAACAAGCAGUUUCAGAAUAGCUGCGAUCUAAACGCGCACAAUCAGAUUCAUUUUGAGGAGCAAAUAUUCAGAUGUCUUAUUUGCAGUUCUGAAUUUACGCACCGACGAGCUUGGCAGCUCCAUCUUUCAAGUCAUUCCGGAGAACGAGAAUUCAGCUGCUCAACGUGUAGUAAAGAUUUUACUAGUCGAUUGCCCUGGAGACAGCACUAUCUGCGGCAUGUAGAAAUCAAGCCUUUUCGAUGUCUUAUUUGCAAGAAAACUAUACAUUACAACAGCACCGGGCAUAAACGGUUGCAUAAUACUAAAAGCACUUUUCACUGUAGGAUAUGCAAUAAGGUAUGUAACCAAACUUCCAAAGCCUCUCAUAUGCAUAAUUAUACUGGGGUGCAGAGACCCUUCCAAUGUCUGCUUUGCAGUAAAGCAUUCAUUUUAGAGGCCCAUUUGAAAAGACAUUGGCUAACUCACACUGGGGACAAGCCAUUCAAGUGUGCCGUAUGCAUGAGAGAAUAUGCUGACAAAAAGAAAAUGCUUCGCCAUCAGCUGAAACACGAACGCGAGAGCGGCUUGAUGACGUGCCAUCUUUGCAAUCAGGACUUCACCCGCUUCCAACAGCUUGAAAGUCACAUUCUGUGGCAUCUUGGGAAAAAAACAUUCCAUUGCCUUGUGUGCAAUAUAAUGUACCGAAACAAGGGGUGUCUCUUCAAGCAUGUGGAGAAACACGUUCUGGAGACCAAAGCCCCCAACCCAUCGUUUGAAUUAGUGUCCAAGAUAUUUUUUGACCCUGGCUAAUAUAGUUUGUAGAAUAUCUGAUUCUAAAAGCAAGUUAUAAUGAAACAGGAAACCUCUAGGGAUUUUUUUUUUUU